Encephalitozoon cuniculi GB-M1 is the source of this 414-nucleotide messenger RNA. RefSeq lists its product as uncharacterized. The coding region runs from base 1 to 414 and encodes 137 amino acids. The record is from RefSeq and is marked provisional. Lineage: Eukaryota; Fungi; Microsporidia; Unikaryonidae. The transcript has a single exon.
AUGGUGCUGGUAAUUGACACCUUUGAGGUUCCCUCGGUGGUAAUAUCUCGAAGGCUCUUCCGGUCUUCGGAGGUUGUGGAGGUGGAGGAGGUGUCGAUGGGGACGAUAAAGAGGGUUCUGACAGCUGGGGGGAUAUACAGCAUUCAUAAGGAGUGUUUUAGCGACGAGGAGAUUAGACAAAUGAAGUACUACUUCAAUGAGGUUGUGGAGGUACUUGGCAAUGUCCAGUACAUCAACAAGAGCAGGAGGGUGGUCAAGUACUAUGCAGUAAUCCGCGGCUCAGAUGGAGUUCCCAUCGACCUGGAUGAGAUUAGGGAGGAAGAAGACGGGAGGGCCUGCGACAAGACUGCAUUUCUCCCGUAUGUCAAGGCUCAGGAGGAGGAGAUUGUCAUUUUUCCGGAUGACGAGGAUUAG